This is a messenger RNA of Neoarius graeffei (lesser salmon catfish), 1179 nucleotides long. Its product is annotated as butyrophilin-like protein 2. NCBI's taxonomy places the organism in Eukaryota, Metazoa, Chordata, Actinopteri, Siluriformes, Ariidae. The transcript is spliced from 3 exons. The coding region runs from base 268 to 618 and encodes 116 amino acids. The record is from RefSeq and is a predicted model, not a curated record.
UGAAGCUGAAAGUGAAAGUAGUUCUGGACUCAGAAAAAAAGUAGCUGCACCAUUACACUUCCUGCUGUAACGGAUUUAAUAAAAGAGGAAUGUAUAUGUGUGUAAACAGGUGAUAUUUAUUUAAACACGGUGUUUAAAGUGUAAAGAUGAAAAGACUGAAUAUGAGCCGCUCUGAAAUGUGAAGCCACUUCAGCUAAAGCAGCAGAUCUGUUUAUAUGAGGAACAGAAAAGGAUUUUAUUAGUUUGAACUGACAGGAAGAGAUAAAGAUGGCGGCUGCAAGCAAUGAGUUUAAACUCAUUGGUCCCAGUCGGAGAGAGUUGUAUAAUCCCUCUGCUGUCGCUCUCUCAUGCCGUCUGUCUCCUGAAGUCAGUGCUGUUAACAUGGAGAUCCGGUGGUUUAAGGGCACAGACUGUGUUUGUGUCUAUAAGAACAGACAGGAGACAAAGGGGAGAGGUUACGAGGGCAGAGCGAGUCUGAUCACUCAGGAGCUGGAGACAGGAAACGUCUCCUUACAGCUGAGAGACUGUGAAUGGUCAGAUUGUGGACAUUACCUGUGUCAGGUCACUGAUGGAGACAGAACAGAGGAGAUUACAGUAGAGAUGUGUAAGUGUUCCUGAACUCCACACUGCAUAAACUCAACAUCAUCAUCAUCUGAGCUGCUCAUCUCAGUUCAUGAAACACACACUCAGUAUUCAGUAUGAGGUUCAGUAUACAGGGUGCUAAUGUGGAGUGAAGUUCAUUUUAGUUGAAUCAACAGUAAGUGUGUUUUUCACUCUGUUACACACCUGCACAAGGGCCGAAAAACAGCAGCUUGUAUAAAUAUGAAUAACAAGUUUUUGAAUCAUUUCAUUUCUUAAAAAUUACACAUCAGUGAUUGGCUCAAUAUCACUUUAAUAAGCAAAAUAAGCUUCAGGAGCAAAGGAGCAGAUUACAGUUUGCUAAAAAGUAGAUGAUGGACAGAUGAGACAAAGACUAAGCUGUAGCAGAGAGAUGAAAAGAGGAAAGUGUGAAGUAAAAAGAAAACUGAUCCUGAUCCAAAUCACACCAGCACUUCUGUGAAACAUGGAGACAUGGACAUUUAUGGAAGACAGUCGAACUUGUCUUUAUUUUUCCCCGAUACAGAUAAAAAUGUGAUUAAAAUAUGGCGAUGCUCAGCAUUUUCACUUCAUCUGGAGUGU